AUGCCACAGGGCUUGUGGGACCUGUUGCCGCCGAUGCAGUUGCGUCCCUCCGGGAACCGCCGGCAACUACGACGAGUGCCCUUGCUAUGCUUCCUUGACCACUCAUGGCAGCCGUCGCAAGUGCCCUUAAUUGUAAUCUAUUAA
Molecule: messenger RNA, 144 nt
Organism: Linum tenue
Lineage: Eukaryota; Viridiplantae; Streptophyta; Magnoliopsida; Malpighiales; Linaceae
Source: the annotation of a GenBank genome assembly